AUGGUAGAGGAUUAUCAAACAACUAACAAUGUUGUGGAAUCAGACUUGACUAAUAUGUUGUUGAAGGACUUGAAUGAACUCUUAAACCUACACGGUAAAAAAAUUAAAGAUUAUGAUCUCCCAUCUUUAGCCCCUAAUACAAUAGACAGAGAUGCAAUUUCAAGAGGAACAGGUAAAACAUUCCUUUAUCGAACAAUAAUGGCAAGUUUAAGAAGUAGAGGAGAAAUUAUCUUCGUAACUGCAUCAUCUGGUAUAGCUGCAACAUUAUUACCCGGUGGUAGGGCUACACACUCUCGAUUUAAGAUACCUAUUGAUAUACAAACGAGUUCCAUUUGUGGUAUUCAAAAGCAAAAAGAUCUUGCAAAUCUCAUUAGAGUUGUUGCUGCAAUAAUUUGGGAUGAAGCACCAAUGACAAACAAAUUUUUUUUGGAAGCCUUAGAUCGAUCGUUACAAGACAUUUGUAGCAACAAUGCUCCAUUUGGUGGAAAAGUUCUGAUCAUGGGGGGAGAUUUUCGUCAAGUUCUUCCUUUUGUAAGAAAAGAGUUUGCAGAAUUUCUUAUUCGCAUUGGUGAUGGUGUUGAACCUACCAAACCAGAUGACAUGAUGAGGUUACCUUUACAUAUUACAAUCCCGUGGGAAGGUGAACAUUCCAUACAAGUACUUAUCCAACAUAUUUUUCCUAAUUUAGAAUUGCAUGGUUGGGAUGCCCCAUAUAUGGUACAAAGAGCUAUUUUGACACCAACAAAUGAUGAUGUCCAGAAAUUGAAUAAUAUGAUUAUCGACCAGUUUCCAGGAGAAAAACAUGAUUUGUUGUCGUUUGACGAGGUUGAAAGAGAUAAUCAUAAUUUAUACCAGCAAGAAUUCUUAAACUCAACUGCACAAGGUAGUUUGCCACCACACAUUCUAAAGAUGAAAAAGGGUGCACCAUUAAUGUUGUUACGAAAUUUAGAUCCUAGAUAUGGAUUGUGUAAUGGGACGCGGUUAUUAUGUCGUGGUUUAUUUAUGAAUAUGUUGGAUGUGGAAAUCUUGACAGGAAGCAACGCUGGAAAACAAGCUUUUUUGCCUAGAAUUAAAAUAAAAACAUCUACAAGUGAUGAACUUCCUUUUGUCCUUAGUAGAAAGCAGUUUCAUGUGCGACUAAGUUUUGCAAUUACAAUAAAUAAAUCACAAGGACAAAUCAUUCCAAAUGUUGGAAUAUAUCUUCCACGACAUGUUUUUAGUCAUGGACAGUUAUAUAUGGCUUUAUCCAGGGGUGUUUCACAUACUACAACAAGAACUUUAACUAGGGAAGGAAAAUUGAAAGGAAAAGAUGCCAAACUAGAACACAGUGAAAUCUUUCAAUUAUGUAAGAAGUUGAGACAAAAGGAUGUUGAAACUUGCUUUAACAUAAAAAUAGCAGACUUUGAAGAUAAAUGGAACACAUGGAAGGAUGAACAAAGUAUUUCAUCCAUCGGCAAACUCGACAAUAAGGUCAAACGUCUGAAAAUUUACUCUAUCGGUUGGAGCUCCACAGUGAUAACAGAUAAAACACAACUUUGGAAAAUGGUGAAAAGAGAAAUAAUAUCUCAAAGGAUGGAGAGGACUGGGUUUGCUGUUAUGGUCAAAUUGAAAUAUAAUGGGAGAUAUGAUGUUGCUGCCUUGUUACAUUGUUUUCAUGUUUCUGCUAGUGAGUUUGGUGUAUUAAACUUUUCAAUAUCAAACCGAUCUUAG
Messenger RNA from Lathyrus oleraceus (garden pea), 1710 nucleotides. RefSeq lists its product as uncharacterized. The record is from RefSeq and is a predicted model, not a curated record. Lineage: Eukaryota; Viridiplantae; Streptophyta; Magnoliopsida; Fabales; Fabaceae. The transcript is spliced from 7 exons. Gene Ontology annotation, biological process: telomere maintenance; DNA repair. Bases 1 to 1710 code for a protein of 569 amino acids. Gene Ontology annotation, molecular function: DNA helicase activity.